AUGUCUACAGUCAAGGUUAACGGAGCCAAGAAUGGCGGAGAACGUCAGGUUUUGCCUGCUGGUGAAGCCGCCGCUAAAUACUACCCUGUUUUACGCGAAAAUGUCCCUAAGAAGACCCGUAAGGCUGUUCGCCCUACCAAGCUCCGUGCUUCUUUACAACCCGGAACUGUUUGCAUUAUGUUGGCUGGUCGCUUCCGUGGUAAGCGUGUUGUCGUCCUUAGCCAAUUGGAAGACACUCUUGUUGUUACUGGUCCCUUCAAGGUCAACGGUGUUCCCCUUCGUCGUGUCAACCACCGUUAUGUGAUCGCCACUUCUGCCCCUAAGCUUGAUGUCUCUGGCAUUCCCGUUGAAAAGUUCAACCAAGCUUACUUUGCUAAGCCCAAGCGUAGCGGUCCCCUUAAGAAGGAUGAAGCUUUCUUUGCUGAAAACGCUCCCAAGAAGGCUCUCCCCGCCGAACGUGUCGCUGACCAAAAGGCUGUUGAUGCCAAGCUUCUCCCUGCCAUCAAGGCUGUUCCCAACAUGAAGGAAUACCUUGCUGCUUCCUUUGCAUUGUCUAACGGUGACCGCCCUCACUUGAUGAAGUUUUAA
This is a messenger RNA of Schizosaccharomyces osmophilus, 588 nucleotides long. RefSeq names its product 60S ribosomal protein L6 (gene rpl6). The coding region runs from base 1 to 588 and encodes 195 amino acids. The transcript has a single exon. Gene Ontology annotation, molecular function: RNA binding; structural constituent of ribosome. Gene Ontology annotation, cellular component: ribosome; cytosolic large ribosomal subunit. NCBI's taxonomy places the organism in Eukaryota, Fungi, Ascomycota, Schizosaccharomycetes, Schizosaccharomycetales, Schizosaccharomycetaceae. The record is from RefSeq and is a predicted model, not a curated record. Gene Ontology annotation, biological process: cytoplasmic translation; ribosomal large subunit assembly.